Molecule: messenger RNA, 1937 nt
Organism: Plutella xylostella (diamondback moth)
Lineage: Eukaryota; Metazoa; Arthropoda; Insecta; Lepidoptera; Plutellidae
Biological process (GO): regulation of cell cycle process; neuron differentiation; negative regulation of transcription by RNA polymerase II
Cellular component (GO): nucleus; transcription repressor complex
Molecular function (GO): RNA polymerase II cis-regulatory region sequence-specific DNA binding; DNA-binding transcription repressor activity, RNA polymerase II-specific
Source: RefSeq, a predicted model, not a curated record
CUUCCACAGACCCUGGCGCGGCGGAGGCACCAGUCCCGAUCCACGCGGCCCGGCGGACGGACGCACCCGCACCCCUAGCCACGGCAAACUUUACAAAUUCAAACUUCGAACGUGUGCUUUCUUUUUUAUUUUAUCGGGGUUGUGAGCGGCCAGGGCUGAGUCAGCUGGACGGACGCAAAGAGAUAUCAAUGUGGAAACCGAAGCGACUAUGUGUAAACUACUAGUUUAUGUAAUUCUUUGGGCAACAAAACCUUACGUGUGAAUAUGGAGGCGGAACUACCUACUUUUCACCGGCUGACUUCUUCGAGGUUCUACCAACAGUAUGCGGCGCCUCCCGUGCGGAUCUCCUCCAACUAUCUCCACGAGAUCAUUCCGCAGCAGAACCCGACUCUUCUGCAGCAGUACCUGGCAUACUACCAUGAACCUCUGGUCCCGCUGGACCUGAGUCUAAAGUCCACAUCACCGAUAACACCGCCUUGCACGCCACCACCUUCCAACAAACGAAAAUCACCAGAAACCAGACCAAAAGAGAAAACACCAAAAAUAUUCCGCCAUUUUGAGGAAGACUCGAAAGACGCAAGUGAAGAUAUAGCUUGCAAUGUCGAGAAAAGGAAGAUAGACAGUAAUUCUAACGACAGUGAUAGCCCAGAGGCGAAAAAGCUUAAAUUCACAAAACAAUUCUUCGAGGAACUUCAAACGUGUCUACCGAAAAGAGAUACAACACCGACUAGAAGUGAAAGGAGUUCUCCAGAUGUCGUGGAGGUAGAAAUAAAAGAUGUUGAAGAGAGACCGAAGAAAACUCCACCAAAACCAGUCGUACCGCAGAAGAAGUCAAAAGCCGUCCGACGACUCCUGUUUGAUGAAGAUAAAACAUCUCCUGUAUCUGGAACCAUCAUCAGAGACUUGGAUGAAGACGAAAACCUCGUAGUUCGUAAGGGUGACAUAGAUCCAGCAUUCAACGUGGUGGAAAUCACAGAAGAGGCCAAGUCUCUGAUAGCGAGCAUAGAGAAUCGUCUCGGCCGGUACAUCUGCCGACUGUGCAAGAAGCUGUAUGGCGACGCGUUCGGCCUGGCCCAACACCGCUGUUCAAGGAUCGUGCAUAUCGAGUACCGAUGCCCCGAGUGUGAUAAGGUAUUCAACUGCCCAGCCAACCUGGCGUCACACCGUCGCUGGCACAAGCCCAGGGUCCCCGGGGCCACCAAGCGGCGGGACCCUCCGUCGGAGACCGGGCGCUUCCCGUGCCAGCACUGCGGCAAGAUGUUCCGUCGCCAGGCGUACCUCAAGAAGCACCUCGUGGCACAUGAGACGCCUGAGUCUGAUGAGAAGGAACCCUCGGCCUUCCGCCAGGUCCACGCUGACUACCCCGCUUAUGCUGCGGAAUCCUUACGCGACAGCAACUUCAACACCUUCUGGAGCAAGAUCCCGCCGCCUCAGCAAGACUUCGGGUGGGAGGGGGUCAGGAACUGUCCAUCAUCAUGCUCAUCUGAAGACUCUAGGUCUCUGGACGUGACGGGGUCGGAGGACGAGGGCGGGGGCGGCGGCGGGGCGCGGGACGGGUGACGGCGCGUGCUGCGGCCGGUGCCGCGCUUCCCCUACCCCCCGCACCCCCCGACGCAUCUCCCCACCCCCCUUUACCCUUACAACACGCCUGCCAGCUAUCUCCACGAUAACUCACUGUAUUUCUCGUAAGUUUUGUUGACUCAUUCGUUAAGUUAAGGUAAGUUUUUUGUGUAUAUUAUGACGUUGUUUAUCUGUAAAUUGUGUAUGUUCAUUGUAUUUGUACAUAUCAUCCUACGGCUACAUUCCAAAAUUAUAACACAUCACGGUGUCAAACAUCUUUUGUGGUGCUUUGUAAAUACAUAGCUUAUUAUCAUUAACUUAUUUCAUAGUUUCAAAGUUCUAGCUUGCUAAGGUAUGUAAAAUAAUAUCUUCAUCAU